This is a messenger RNA of Branchiostoma floridae (Florida lancelet), 2954 nucleotides long. Its product is annotated as 1-aminocyclopropane-1-carboxylate synthase-like protein 1. The coding region runs from base 655 to 2205 and encodes 516 amino acids. The transcript is spliced from 16 exons. Lineage: Eukaryota; Metazoa; Chordata; Leptocardii; Amphioxiformes; Branchiostomatidae. The record is from RefSeq and is a predicted model, not a curated record. Gene Ontology annotation, molecular function: pyridoxal phosphate binding; transaminase activity. Gene Ontology annotation, biological process: biosynthetic process; amino acid metabolic process.
AUUUGGGUACCAUUCUGUGCAAAUUGUAGAAAAAAGCCUACAUCUCAUUCUGAAUAAGAAACCAAGACAAUCUUUGACAAUCUUUCCCUGGUACGUGGAAAGUUAUCUAAAUUAUGAUUUCGCGGGAAAUUCACUACAUGCACGUAGUCUCCAAUUCACAUGCCACCGAUUCGACAUUCGGUUUUCCCUUUCCACCAACAUUUACCACAUAGGCCAUGCAUAUUGAGCUACAUCAUGAUAACAUAUUCUUAGUGGUAUGUAAAGGUACAAUAUGGCACAUGGCGUGCAAAGAUAUAAACUUUCUUGCACAUUUUCCACACGUCGUAAAUUUACGCCACUGACCGGAAUGGAAGGACUUGAAAUGAUAUCGCACUAAUCCGUGCAGAUUCUUUCAUAAAAUGUCAUGCCGAAUCGGAAAGGGACGUCUUCUUAAAGAGUGUAGCAAGUUGCCAGCAAUAUUUAUGAAGAAAGGGGCUUAUAUGGCUCAUGAAAAAGUUGCAUGAUAUUAUUUCAAAGCCCAGGAGCAAGCGAGUUUUUUGUCCGUCGAAUCACCUAUUUCCGGAAGUGAAUGGUAUCGCCGCGGACUGAAUGAGCGGACGAUAGCAGAGGCAAAGCCAACGGUUCACUCCAGAAGGCCAAGUACGGUGGGGAACGAUGGCGGUGUCACAGAGGAAAGACGUUACCAGUCAAGAGGCUAUACCUUUGAUAUCUCGACGCGGCCAGAGAAUAUGCGAUGCAUUCGCUAGUGGUGCAUUUUUGGCCAAUGCCGGUGCCCGGAUCAUGAGCCGAGGUUAUUUCGACAGCAUUUCUAAACCACAGGGUAUUGUGGACUUUGGAGUCAGUGAGAACAAGCUGAUGUUUGAUGUUUUUGAGAAAAAGCUGGCUGAACCCAAGAUACAGACGCUUGCACCUCACAUGCUGUUUUAUGAUGUAAUGGCUGGGAACUUGAGGUUCCGUGGGGCAUUGGCUGAAUUCCUCACUGAGCGGCUGAAUGCAGCAAAACCACUGGAUCCAAAAAAUGUGAGGGUGUGCAACGGUGCUGGACCAAUGAUGGAGCUUGUUGCAUCCAGCAUAGGAGAUCCAGGAGACUGUCUCAUGAUGCCCAUGCCAUGCUAUGGAGGUGUGUUCUGGGAUGUGGGAGGGCGAGCAGAGAUCAAUGUAGUGCCUGUCCACCUUACCAGUAAGAUGGAAGAAGGAGACACAAUGCCUUUCCAACUUACUGCCAAAAAGAUUGAGGACACCUACAACAAAGCCACAGCAGAGGGAAAGAAGAUUGUUGGCAUACUUCUCAUCAACCCCCACAAUCCAUUGGGAGAUAUCUACAGUGCUGAACUCAUCAUGGACAUCUUAAACGUCUGCCACAGGCACUCCCUCCAUGUCAUCAUGGAUGAAAUCUACAUGAUGUCCAUAUUUGACACCGAGGCCAAGUUUACCAGUGUCCUCAGCCUGCCAAAUAUCCCUGAUCCACAGAGAGUCCACCUGGUGUGGGGUUUUGCCAAAGACUUCUGCAUGUCAGGGAUGCGAUGUGGUGUACUCUACAGUGUGAACGAAGCUGUCAACAAAGCUGUUGAUGCCCUAGUCUACUUCAACAUGAUUCCUGGGCCAAUUCAGCACGUACUGACCGAGAUUGUUCUUGAUAAAGAAUGGCUGGACAAUGUGUUCAUCCCUACCAAGUACUCCCGUAUGAGGGAGGCUCGCUCCUACAUGUGUGACAAGCUGUCAGCCUUAGGUAUACCAGUCCGCAAGAGCCCUUCAGGACUGUACAUCUGGGCAGACUUCAGGAAGUACAUCCAGCCAUUGACUCCAGAGAACGAACUUGUGCUGUUUGAGAAGUUCAUGGAUGCAGGAGUUUACCUCACACCUGGUAUUGAGGCAUUCAACUGUGGGGAGCCUGGAUUCUUCCGCAUGGUUUUCACAGUGUACAGGGACCAUCUAGAAGUGGGCAUGGAGAGGAUAGCAGCAGUGUUGAAGGACUGUGCUGAGAAUGGCCUCACCAAACCACAAGCUGAUAAUGCAGAAGCACCAACCAGUGCCGAUGUGAAAGAAGAAUCUCUAGAAGACCUUCUUGGACUUCUGCAAGGACGGAUAUCCUCCUCAGGUUGGCUAGAGGAGACCAGAACACAGAACUGGGCAACCCAGAAUCCAGAAGCUUUAGAACAGUUCAAACAAGCUAUGAAAUCCCAGGAGGGAUUUGGAGACAAGUAGCCAUCAGAAACAAUUGUGAAACAUCUUCCUACAAUGGCCAAUCAAAUCUACACAGCUCAAGUAUGUGAAUCUCUGAAAAUAAGACUGAUCAGUACAUUAUGGUGUGAAAUAAAGUCAGGUGUCCAAAUAGUUCUGAUCAUUCAGGUCAUCUUAAAACAACAUAUGCAGUCAAACCCGUACAAGUGACCUCAUCUGUACAUAAGGGUCACCUGAUCAGUAUGACCACUGUUUGGUAAUCCCUUUAAGUAGAUAAUUUUUCCCAUUGAUAUGAGAAUUUAUAAUCCUGUAAUAGUAAACAAUUGUAAAAAAAAAAAAAUAUCAGCCCCCUUAGAGUUCUUCUUGAGUAGGUGUAACUGUUAGUGUCAGCAAACCCAAAAUAGAUAAAGUUAGUAGAUCUUUGUGUGUCUUUGGUGUGUGUUUUGUCCCAUGUUUUUGCGUUACAUGUAGCAAACAUCAUAGUUCAUGCUGAGAAAGUAACAAGUUGCUACCAGCUGUAUGAUUAAGAGGUACUCGGAUGUUUUUGAGUAAAAGAGUUCCUGUCCUUAUCACAUACAAUUUACGUCUGAUAUAUUUUUGGGUAAUUCAAUCUGAUAUGUGGUAGGUACAGUUUGACCUCAAGCCAUCUGGUUUACAUGUUACAAGGGAAUCAUUUAUUUUUUGUAACCAGGCAAAUUUGAAUAUAACGGUCCCAUAGCUCUGUCCACCCCCAUGAAAACUUCAAAGGCAAAAUAAAACCAUAAAAGUGUAAG